Molecule: messenger RNA, 4110 nt
Organism: Osmerus eperlanus (European smelt)
Lineage: Eukaryota; Metazoa; Chordata; Actinopteri; Osmeriformes; Osmeridae
Gene: mlh3
Product: mutL homolog 3 (E. coli)
Exons: 12
Coding region: 373-4026 (1217 amino acids)
Biological process (GO): mismatch repair
Cellular component (GO): mismatch repair complex
Molecular function (GO): mismatched DNA binding; ATP-dependent DNA damage sensor activity; ATP hydrolysis activity
Source: RefSeq, a predicted model, not a curated record
ACUGUCUUGGCGAGAGGAAACAUGUUGCUAUUGGCUACAGCAGCACUGGAAAGAAGUGCUUGUUUCCGAGCUCGUUUUGGGUGCUAAAUUAACGUGAUUUCAUUUUGGUUGCUUCAAACUAGUUUUAUAUGCACGUUUUUUCGGUUGGAAACGCGUCUAUUUAUAUAUGAAGAAGCUUGCUGGCUAGUUAUGCUCCCAGCGCUAGCUAGCUAUAGCUAACAGAAACAACAGUAACCAACGGAGCCGACACUGACUGACUGGAAACUGUUUUGACUGGAGACUACAGCUUGCAGCUUGCUGCCUACGUAAAGUCAGCUUGGUAAAUCUAGCCAACUGAAUUGGCGGACAUGCCCUAUAUCUGAGUUUAAGGACAUGAUAAGGUGUUUAUCAAAAGAUGUUCAGUGCAAGCUUAGGUCUGGUGUUGCUAUAUGUUCCUUGCAGCAAUGUGUUGAAGAACUCAUUCUCAACAGUAUUGAUGCUGGGGCUACAUGCGUGGGUGUUCGAGUUGACAUGGAGGCGUUCAAAGUGCAGGUUAUUGACAACGGAUCUGGGAUGGGCAUUGAGGAUAUCGAGAAGGUAGGGAAUCGAUACUUCACUAGUAAAUGCACCACUCUAGAGGACUUGGACAACCUUAGAUUUUAUGGUUUUAGAGGGGAAGCCGUUGCUAGCAUCGUCUCCUUGGCAAUGCUUGUGGAAAUAUCAUCCAGGACCAAGUUAUCUGUGAAGACUCAUGUGAAGGUCUUCAAGGAUGGCAAGGGCUUAGACGUUUUCGAAGCUAAGACUACGAGACCGUCUGCAGGGACAACUGUCACAAUAUGUAACUUUUUCCACAACAUGCCAGUCAGGAGAAAGAGGAUGGAUGCAGUUCUGGAAAGUGAGCGGAUGAGGCAGAGAGUGGAGGCUGUGUCUCUCAUGCAUCCCUCUGUCUCUUUUACACUGAAGAAUGACUGCACAGGGGCCAUGGUGGUGCAGCUGUCUAAAGCCCAAAACACUUACUUCAGGUUUGUUCAGAUCCAUGGUUUAGGAAAGGCACAGAGACUAGGGCCAAUCGGCCACUCUCACGAACAGUUUGAAGUAACCGGCUACAUUGGAAGAGAGGGCCACUACAACAACAGCUUACAGUUCCUCUAUGUGAAUGACAGGCUACUUCUCAAAACCCGGAUCCACAAGAUGCUGAAUUUUCUCCUCCGCAAAGUGAGCAGUUCAUAUCAGAAAAACACCAGCCCAGAUGCUUCAUCUUCCUUUAUGAGUCCAAAGCAGAAACGAGGAGCGGAGGCACAUGGAAUGUAUGUGAUGAAUAUCAAAUGCCAUUACUCUGAGUAUGACAUCUGCCUCGAGCCUGCUAAAACCCUCAUUGAGUUCAAAGACUGGGAUGGUGUUAUGUUCUGUGUGGAAGAGGCAGUGAAAACCUUCAUGACAAGAGAGAAACUGGUGGUUGAACUUUCCCCUGGUGACAUAGAGUAUGCUGGCCAGAACUUAUUCAGUGGACACACUGGAGAUGCUGGCGUAGAAAGAGGCGAUAAUACCAGGGCACGUGAAGCUCUAACGCAGGGUGUUUCACUGGAAUGUAACAUUGAAGGGACUCUUGCAUCAGAGGCUGUCCAUCGUAGCAUGAAGAAAGACUUUGACGUCCAUAGUCAUGCAUGUGUCAAAGAUCCAGUUCAGGGUGAUAAGCGAGGUGACUGCAGGGAAAACUGUGACCCUUCUGUCGAAUGUCUGGACACAGACAGAGAAACGACACCAUCAGUCACACACAGUCGUAUAACAGCAGUAACAGACAUAUCUGAAUCUGUGCCUCCCGGAGAUAGGAAAGAGAUGCAGCUCAACACGCUGCAGAAUGUGGGCGAUGAAUCACACAACACUGGGGCGUCGAUAGUUCACGAUAGGUCAGACGUUGAACACCUGACAACAAUCAAAGAGAAAAGUGCUGAGAUUCAAAGUCAUCUUUCAGUCUCUAAAAGCAUUGAUGGAGUACUGUCCACGGCUAUACAGGAACAAAGCUGCUCCAAACAAAUACCACAGAAACAACAGAAGAUAAGGUUACAAGACCAAACUAGGGUCAGCAACGCAAAGACCCAUCUGCUAAAUUCAUUGCUUCAUGGAAAUGGCUCCCAGAAAUGCACCGUCGAUCAGCUCAGACCAGGCCUAGUCAUGAGAUGUCAAGAAAACCUAGCAACAAAACGACAUCUCUCACCUAUAGAGGAUUUGGGGAAUGGUACAGCUAGCCAGAGAGAAUAUAGGGAACACCCAGACAUCCCCUUAAAGAUACCCAGGGUCAUCUCAGGUCAGAAGCUGACUUUAUCUAAAGAAGCUGGCUCUUUGGACAAGUUCAGAAGAAUAUAUGGGAAGCAUUCUGAAUUUACGGUGGACAGUAAGAGCAAUCUCUCAGCAGCUGAUGCCAUAGCCUCACAGAAACCUGGUGUUCCUGACAAGCAUGAGGCAGAUAAACAGGAAGUAAAGCUAGGGGCUUUCAUGGAGUCACAGCUGGAUGGUGAGAAUGACCAUAGAAGUCCAUUAACGCUCUCCAUGUUCACCAAACUAAAGCCUCUCUCAGCUCAGUAUAAAAGUGGUGGGACAUCUUUAGCAGCCAAGCUCUCGAAUCUCAAAAACAAACCCAGGACAGAGGUCAGAGGUGUCUCAUUGACACAUCUUUCAGAAGCUCUUUCAAAUGUAGACACCGUUCCCAAAGACGCUCUAGCAAACACCACUGUUGAAAAUGUCAACAACAACUGUGACACUGUCAACAGUGGAGAACAAGCUUGCUUGAAUCCUGACGGCAUCCCGGAAAGCAGUUCAAGUCCAUCAUCGGCUAAGAAGGAAGUCGCAGCAUCAAGUGAUUGGUUGCAUCACUACGACGAUUCAACAGGGAAGCUGGUGUAUGUGAACACAGUGACGGGGCUGAGCAGGUACGGAGAGCCGUCUGGGGAAGAGACACAGGCGACCUGCACGUCAGACAUCACCAACAUGGCGAUCAGUGUCGUCUCCAACAAAGGGUUCGAGUACAGGUGUUAUCCAUUUCAAAUGGAUGUAGUGUUGCCCUUCCUUCCCAAAUCCAGAGCAGGGAGAGUGCUUAGUUCAGGGCCCAACCACAGAGGGAUUGAAGCUCUGACCUCAAACUCACUGUCCUCCUUGUACUCAGAGUGGACUAACCCUGUGUUUGAAAGACCCCCUAUGGUUGGUGUGAAUGUCUCAGUUGGACAAGCAGAAGGUCUGGUUGUGAAGGUCCACAAUGUCCUCUUCCCAUAUCGCUUUUCCAAAGACAUGAUACACUCAAUGAAGGUCAUCGAUCAAGUGGACAAGAAGUUCCUAGCGUGUCUCAUCGACACAAGAGGUCCGGAGUAUGAGAACGGCAGCAAAGAUGACGUUUCGGGGAACCUGCUGGUGCUUGUGGACCAGCAUGCUGCACACGAGAGAGUUCGUCUGGAGGACCUUAUUGAAGAUUCCUACGAGGAUGACCCCGAGGCCUGGGGGGAGAGGCAGCUGGCCUCCUCCACCAUAGCUCCGCCCCUGGAGGUCACAGUGACAGAGGAGGAAGUGAGGCUGCUCAGGUCCUGUGAGCCACACCUGAGGAGCCUGGGUCUGGAGAUGCAGUUUCCUCUGGGAGGUCUGCGUGCGUUGGUCAGUAAAGUGCCUAUGUGUUUCACGGAGAAAGAGAACAAUGAAGUCCGUCGCGGGAGACCAUCCAUCAUCAAGUCAAUAGUAGAGGAGUAUCUUCAAGAGCAGAUUGAGUUGCUGCGCUUAACCGGUAGAGUGAGAGGAUCGCUGCCUCUCACAGUCUUGAAGGUUCUUGCCUCUCUCGCAUGUCACGGUGCGAUCAAAUUCAACGACAGCCUCAACAAGAAUGAGUGUUGCAGCCUUGUGGCCUGCCUGUCAUCGUGCAAGCUCCCCUUCCAGUGUGCCCACGGCCGCCCGUCCAUCGUCCCACUGGUGGAUAUCCUCCACUUGAGUGACCAACAGGAACCCAAACCUAAUCUCUGGAAACUGAGAAGAAUGUAUAAAUCCUGGAAACUGUAUGGAACAAGUUAGCUGUGCCCAUCUAACCAGUCCAACAACCAUAAAUUAAUUAUUUAUUAUAGCUCCUUCAAUAAAUGAAGAAAAAAGGCUUUUAAA